AUGACAUCUCCUGAAGAGCGACCACUUGCCCCCAAUGAUCCGUGGGCAUCACUCGUGGAUCGCAGCAUACGCGAAUGGGACGCGCCGAACCGGAACAUGUUUAGGAUUGCGAGGGACUUUUUGCAAGCGAACACUAGCCUUGACGACUUCCUCUGCAGCCCGCGAGAGCUCCCGCUCUUCUGGUUCUUCCAACGUCGAGAAACGUUCCUGUCACAGACGACCUUGACGAAAUGGAGCAGAGAUCGCCUAGACGAUUACGUUCUCCUCCCCGCACUCAACGGUUUCGUCUUGAGAUCGGAGUGCUUCUUCGUCAGCCACUUCUGGCUCACCAGCAACGACCCGGACCCGGACGGAAAAUACCUCCGUCUUCUUCAGCAGGAGCUCGAGCCCCAGAGUUGGUCGUACAUCUGGGUCGAUUGGACGUGCAUACCACAGCACCCCCGGACCGAGAGGGAGCAGGCCUACUUCCUGCGGGGACUCGAGACGAUGCCGGGGAUCAUCCGCAACUGCGGGUUCAUCUGGUUCUACCCGCCCUUCGAACCGCGCCUGUGGAUCCUGUACGAGAUCGCGGAGUACAGCCUCACGUGUGACGGCGGGAUCGAGAAUUUCGACGACAUCAAGGAGUUUCUGGAGCAUAUCAAAGAGAUGCAGGAGGUCGGGGUGCGUGCGACGCUGAGCAAACACGGCUACAGGUGCGCGGACGACCUGGACAAGGAGUGUCUGACGUCGUUGCUGGAGUUUCUGUGCAUCUUGAGACGGCUGCGUCUUGACGUCGAGGAUAUCAGAAAACUGAUGGAUCGCAUGACGUGGUCUACCCGGACGCACACCGUGAUAUGCGGGACUUUGGACGGUGUGGUGGAGCUUUGUCGGUUUGACGGCACUCUGAAAUUGAAUGGAGAGUGUCAUACGUUCACGCCGUUCCCGAGAUGGGAAGACAGCAAAUACUUUUCAGCUAUCAAUACCAUAUCACACGAAUAG
Colletotrichum karsti is the source of this 978-nucleotide messenger RNA. RefSeq lists its product as uncharacterized. The record is from RefSeq and is a predicted model, not a curated record. NCBI's taxonomy places the organism in Eukaryota, Fungi, Ascomycota, Sordariomycetes, Glomerellales, Glomerellaceae. The coding region runs from base 1 to 978 and encodes 325 amino acids. The transcript is spliced from 2 exons.